GUUGCUGCCUUUUCCUGCAGGGGUGGCUCCCUGCCUGGUUUGUCAAGUUUUGAUAUUUUGAUGAGCUGGAUCUACCUCCUGGGUCUCCUGGUAAGUCUGAUCUGGAACAACGCCGCGGCUACAGCUUUCACGAGUGGGGCGCCCGUCUCCCGACUGGAGGCGAAGAGAGCGGCCGACCGCUUGCAGAACCACCACUCGGCAUCCACAUUGCCGGUGAAAGUGUACCAUAUCCUGGGCCUGGCUACGGAAGCAAUGGCAGCCAAGCAACCCUGGACAUGCGGAUGCGGACAGAAGGUCAAGGCCUCAGCCAGUUUCUGCGGGAAAUGCGGAAAGCCCUGGCAGGCCGCCCCACAGCCAUCGUGGGAUCAGUGGCAGGAGACGGAGACCUAUGCCACGUACGCGGUGGAUGCUCCAUGGCAGGCCUCAGGAUGGGAACGUCACCCAUCCCCCCGGCAGAGGGGCGGAGCACCAUGGAGAGCCCCCUCGCCGAGAUCGAGGGGCAAAGGACAGGGUGCCAAGAUGGGCAAAGGUGGGAAAGGAAAGCCGGCCCCCAAGGGGAAGCCGCCCGAGCAAGGGCAACAGAUCCCUACGCUACAAGGCCUCCCUACAGCACCAGUGGCAACCCUUCCGACGCGCACGCCUGCGCCCACUGCACCGGCCCCAUCCUUGGGAGCCGCGACGCAAGGAGAGGAUCGCAAAUUGCUGACGGAGCUGAUGGCAGCUAUCAACACGGACCAGCUGUCACCGGACUUACAGCGGCGAUUGGGGGCGAUCUCUCAGGGCGACGUGCAUCAACAUGGACGUCAGAUGCACAAGCUCGUCUCGGAGAAGACGGCCCUUCAGAAGGAGCUGGACAAGCUGCGUAUAGACAGGGCAGUGUACAAUGCUGCCUGGGAAACGUACGUGGUGGGCCUACUAGAACUGUGGGCCAAGCAAGGCGAGACAAGGAUGCAGACGAUGCAAAGCUACUCCACUGCCGAAGAGGAGUUGUCAGUGAAGCUGGCGAAUGCUGCAACGGCCUUGGCGACGGCUGCAGCAGGAGGCAGCACAGGGGACGGCAAAGGUCCCCAGCUGAUCAACGACGACAUGGAGGAGGACGAAGAGGCCGAGCUGAUGGUGGACAAAGCGAUCGAGGUGGAGGCCACGAUCCGGGCGAAGAACAAGGCCACACACGAGCAGAUACAGCUACAGCACGCGAAGGUUCUCGGCCUGCUGCAGCAGGCCAAGGAAGAGGCUGCAGCAUCGGCUGCCGAUUCAGCCAGACAGCGAGAAGGCAGCAGAACGCCACGUCGGCACAAGGGCAACGACGCGCCGGCCUUCGAUUUCAAACCCGGAGGUGCCACAGGAAUGGACAAGCCGGCAACAGAAGCCGGCCAAGGGCCACAAGAUGGCUUGCCCCCUGGUGGGGCCCGCUAA
Symbiodinium sp. CCMP2592 is the source of this 1416-nucleotide messenger RNA. The record is from the annotation of a GenBank genome assembly. NCBI's taxonomy places the organism in Eukaryota, Dinophyceae, Suessiales, Symbiodiniaceae.